UUCAUUAUAAGUUAUAAAAUUAAAACUUUAAUUUCUUAAUUAAUCUAUAUAGAUAUAACAAUAUAAUAUACGCUUAGAAUAUACGUAACAGCAAUGCCUAUAUUAGUAAAAGAUUUUACUUGGACACAAACAGCGAAGACUUUACACAUAAGAGUACCAAUUACGUCUGGAAUUAAAGAAAAUCUAGAUAUAUUUACAACUGAUUCUUAUAUAAAAAUACAUUUCAACCCAUUCUUAUUUGAAAUCUUUCUAUUACACAAUAUAGAUAAUGAUAAAAGCAAAUGUGUGGUGGAAAACAAUCAGGUAAUUUUAGAUUUAUUGAAAAAAGAAGAAUGCGAAUGGGAAUGUCUGGAGAAAAACAUAAACAAAGCAGAAAAAAUGAAGACGAGACAAGAAAUACACGAGAAGUGCCAGGAACGAGCAAAACAAAUUGUUGAAGACAGAAACAUUAAAAAGAGUCAACUAGACAGGUUCACAGUGCAACAGGCAAUGGAAAUAGAUACGAAGCAGCACAAUUUGAUGGAUUCUAGGAGAGAUGAUCAAAGGAAAAAAGCUAUGGAUGCUUUAGAGGAGUGGAGAAUUAAUACGGCAGAAUCGGAUACUAAAAUUCAAAACAAAUCAUGUAAUAAAAAAUUGGAGAAAAAUAUGCCAGGUGUUAAAAUAGUCGAGUUACCUUCAUCAGAAGACGAAUCUGACGAUAAGAAGUUAAAGUCAAAAAACAAUGCUGAAAGAAAUAUGGUAAAAAAAGUAGAUUAUACUCCAAAAAAACCUGUCAAAACUCCAGUGAGAUCUGAAUAUGUUGAAAAGAAAAAAGAAGAAGUCGCUAGAAGAGUGUUACCUAAAUUAAGAGAGACAGCAGAAUUGGAAAUUACGCAUACUCCUCGAACGUUCCCCACCCCCAGCAGGGAAUCUACAGCUAACGAAGAGGAAACUUGGCUGAAAAAUAUUACUCAAGCUCGAAGAGCUACAGGUUUCGUGUCUGAAGAUCUUCGCCCGGAGGAACAGGAUCCUCAAUGGUGUAAGGAUAAGGGUGACCAGUUUUUUCGCGCGGGCAACUUUCUGGGUGCAAUAAGCGCAUACUCCCACGGCAUCACACUGUCGGACAAACUCCCGAGCUUGUUCGCCAACAGAGCCGCCACACACUUCGCACUUGGCAACUUUAAUAAAUGUUUGACAGAUUGCUCGACAGCUUUGGACUUAAUGAGGCCAGCAUGCGAGGGUAACCGCCGGAGUCGAGCGAAAUGCAUCGCUCGCAGAGCUGCUGCACUCGUCCGUUUGGGACACCUCAGCAAAGCUAUUGACGAGAUGAAGGCGGCCACUAAACUCUUGCCAGAAGACGAGAAUAUUAAGAAAGACCUGUACGAUAUGGAAAGAGCUUGGGAACAGAAUCCAGAUUCGGACUAACGAUUAUACUUAAUUUAAAAUAUCUCUUUCUCUUUUAUGUGAAUCUAACAUUAUGUGAAUUUUAAUUAUAUAAUUGUUAUAGUAGUAAGUAUUAUAUAUUAAUGUAAUAAAUUACUUCCAACAUAAUAGUGUGUCGUAAUGGAAUCAUAACUUUUUUUUUAUACAACUUAGAAUGGCAAACAAGCUGACGGCCCACCAGAUGGAAAGUGGUAACCGUCGUCUAUAGACAUGAGUAGUACCAUGGACAUAACAGAGUAUACUGUUAUACAUUUAUAUUAUACUGUCGCCCAUGAUACCACCCAUGUGUUGCCAUUCCUGAGGACUCAGGUGUUAUUCCUCUGUACCCAGUAAAUUCACGCCAUAUCCCACCCUUCAAACCGAAACACAGCCAUGCAAACACAACUGCUUCACGGUUGAAACACGAAUGGGACAAAGGUACCCAAGCAAUCGACUUUUGUACAAAGGUUACAACCAUUUAUUAGAACAAUCUCGAGCCAUCUUUUAUUAGAGGGAGACGCAGCUUGAUCUCUGUCCCACUCGCAUUUCUGUCCUGAAGCAACUGUACUUACAAGGGAUGGUAGGCGAGAAUUAAAAGGCAGGUCUGUUAACUCGUCGUGAUUAAUACACCUAAUUCCAGGUGUAAAGGCAGGUUUAUUAGCACGAUCACUCAGGUUGUGGAAUGAGCUCCCUGCCGAGGUUUUACCAAGAGACUACAGCAUGGGAUUCUUCAAAAGAGGGGUAAAGAGAUUUCUUCAGGGUCGGCAACGCACGCGUAAUACCUCUGGUAUUGCAGGUGUUCACAGGUUGGCUACGGUAACCACUUACCAUCAGGUGGGCCGUAUGCUUGUUUGCCA
Messenger RNA from Galleria mellonella (greater wax moth), 2258 nucleotides. Its product is annotated as dynein axonemal assembly factor 4-like. Gene Ontology annotation, biological process: inner dynein arm assembly; outer dynein arm assembly; cilium movement. Lineage: Eukaryota; Metazoa; Arthropoda; Insecta; Lepidoptera; Pyralidae. The transcript has 3 exons. Bases 94 to 1404 code for a protein of 436 amino acids. Gene Ontology annotation, molecular function: protein binding. The record is from RefSeq and is a predicted model, not a curated record.